GUUAUAUGUCAAAUAUUUCAAAACAACAUGGAUAGAGAAGCGUUAGAAAAACAUUUCACCGACAUCUUAGAUAACGAAAAAGAUGUUUCGGCCGGUGUAGCUGCCAUAAGAACGUUAAUGGAAAUUAUUAAACACGGGAAAUAUACAACUGUUCAAGAAUUAGACGAAAAUAUUAAAACUGCAAUAGAUGUUAUGAGAAACACCGAUUAUCCGGUGACAGCGAUUAAUUCCGGAUGCGAGUUAUUUUUAAGAUUUAUUACUUUAGCGAAAUUGGAUAGUACUUUUGAGGAAUGUAAACAAACUAUGUUGGAUCGUGGAAUGUUUUUUUUGCAAAAACUGAAUCAAGCGAGGAAUAAAAUUACCGGUUUUGCUGCAAAAUUUAUUUUAAACGGUUCUAAAGUUCUUACUCAUUCUCGUUCACGAGUUGUUUUACAAACUCUUAAAGAAGCUGCUAGACAAAAUAAACAUUUCCAUGUUUAUAUAACAAUGUCAGCACCUGAUAAUAAUGGUGAAGGUUUUAAAAGAGAAUUAGAAACAGAGGGAAUUGAAUGUUCUUUAAUUCUUGAUGCAGCUGUUGGUUGUAUUAUGGAAAAAAUUAAUUUUGUAAUGGUUGGAGCUGAGGGAGUUGUGGAAAACGGAGGGAUUAUAAAUAAAAUAGGAACUUAUACUGUAGCAGUUUGUGCCAAACAAAUGAGAAAACCAGUUUAUGUUGUUGCUGAAAGUUUUAAGUUUACAAGACUUUUUCCUCUAAAUCAAAGUGAUGUUCCUGAUGAAUACAAAUAUACGAAAAGUAUGAGAAAUGGUGACAUCACAAAACAGCAUCCUUUGGUUGAUUUUACUCCACCUGAAUUUAUCAGUCUGCUAUUUACAGAUUUAGGAAUUUUAACACCAGCUGCAGUCAGUGAUCAACUGAUUAAUUUGUAUAUGUAACAUUUUUCCAUAAAGGGUACAUCUCCUUACUUCAUCUUAAUAAAACUUCAACAUGCUUAUAUGUA
Molecule: messenger RNA, 995 nt
Organism: Onthophagus taurus
Lineage: Eukaryota; Metazoa; Arthropoda; Insecta; Coleoptera; Scarabaeidae
Gene: eIF2Balpha
Product: eukaryotic translation initiation factor 2B subunit alpha
Biological process (GO): translational initiation
Cellular component (GO): eukaryotic translation initiation factor 2B complex
Molecular function (GO): guanyl-nucleotide exchange factor activity; translation initiation factor activity
Source: RefSeq, a predicted model, not a curated record